AUGUGGGUUAAAAGUUUUGCAACCAUUAGAAAUACUACAGCAUUUAUAUUUAAUAGAAUUGCCUCGAUAAAUUUCAUUGGAGAGCAAAGAAUAUUGCGUGACUUUAAAGGCCAUGCUUUAUCAAUUCGCUUAAAGUAUGUGCAACACAAAGGUGUGAAAGGUAUUCGUAACAGAAAAAGUGCCUAUGAACAAUUUUCUAGAGAUGCCAACGAAACCAAAACUUCCAUGCCCAAAGAUUUUGGAGAAGAAGUGUAUCCUGAAGAUUCUGUCAACUUGAAUGAUCGUGUAUAUGAAGAAUUGGUCAGCAAUGUGAUGAACAUUUCCCCUACAUCUUCAACUCAAAAUGUGUUCGUUAUACAGCCAUACGUCAAAUGGGGAAGUGAGCGAAACACUUUGAGUACUCCUCUUGAUCAAUUGGAGGAGGCGAAGAAACUGAUUACUUCUUUGCCUAACUGGCGCGUUGGUCAUGCAAUUAAGAUACCACUCGAAACUCUCAAUCGAAAGGCGCUUUUUGGCAGUGGCAAAAUAGAAGAACUUAAAAAACUUCUCAAUGAACACAACGCUAAAGAGACUUUAACGUGCAUAUUUAUCAGCAAAAGCACUUUAUCAUUUGCGCAAAAACAUUUUCUAGAAGAAACAUUCAAACUGCCGGUGUUAGAUCGUUACACCGUUGUCAUACAAAUAUUGCGUUUACAUGCGAUUAGUGCAGAAGCACGUCUUCAAGUAGCCAUGGCUGAGAUUCCAUAUCUUUGGGCACAAGCGAAAGAUGCAAAUCCAACGCUAGCACGUAAACAGGGUUAUUUGUAUAGUGAUGCUCAGCGGGAUAUAUUAAAAUCCCGAGAACGUAAGUUGAGACAGGAAUUAGAACGGAUAAGGGAUCACAGGAGACUACUACGUAAUAAACGAAAACAAAAAAACUACCCCGUGAUUGCUGUAGUUGGGUACACAAAUGCCGGAAAAACUUCAUUAAUUAAGGCUCUUACACAGGAGCAGAACAUGCAACCACGUAAUCAGCUAUUUGCUACACUUGAUGUGACAGCACACGGUGGUUUUUUGCCAUGCAAUCUCGAGGUUAUAUAUAUGGAUACGGUGGGUUUUUUAUCCGAUCUACCCACUGGUUUAAUGGAGUGCUUUGUGGCAACCCUAGAAGAUGCUAUGCUGGCGGAUAUAAUUUUGCACGUUCAGGACCAAUCGCACAGAUGUAAAGAAGCGCAGCGCGAACAUGUGGUAUCCACAUUGCAAUCACUUAAAAAUAACAUUGCCGGCACUCAUGAAAUACCGCCUGUUAUAGACGUCGGCAACAAAAUUGAUUUGAUAUCUUCACAUGAACAGCCACAGCCGCGCAAAGAUAUAUUUUAUGUAUCGGCGACUGAGCGCACAGGCCUCAAAGAGUUGACAUUGGAAAUUGAACGGCAAAUACUUACUGUGACGGGACGUCGCACAAUAACAAUGCGUGUGCGAAAUGGUGGACCAGAGGUGGCGUGGUUGUACAAAAACACAGCAGUAACAAAUGUAAGGGCCGAUGAAGCCAGUGCCGAACACUUGCUAAUAACUGUGGUUAUAGACGAAUUGAAAAUGCAGCAAUUUAAAAAGGAGUUUUUAUCAGCAAACCAUCCAUAACCGUAGCAAUUUAAUGAAACCAAUAAAUUGAUUGUGAUAAACAAUUCGAAA
Messenger RNA from Zeugodacus cucurbitae (melon fly), 1671 nucleotides. Its product is annotated as putative GTP-binding protein 6. The coding region runs from base 1 to 1620 and encodes 539 amino acids. Gene Ontology annotation, molecular function: ribosome binding; GTP binding. Gene Ontology annotation, cellular component: cytoplasm. The record is from RefSeq and is a predicted model, not a curated record. The transcript is spliced from 4 exons. NCBI's taxonomy places the organism in Eukaryota, Metazoa, Arthropoda, Insecta, Diptera, Tephritidae.